AUGACACAGUCUGCCUUUCUCCCUGCUGCCUGGAUGGAGAGACUGGCCCUGGUCCCCCUGGCCUUGCCCUGUCCCCGGAUCCCACGGGCCCGCAUAACCAAGCAACCGGGUUGCUGGGUCCAUCUGGGCAUCAGCUCUGGCCCCUCUGCAGGACCUGGGAAUCUGCCUCUGCAGGAGCGGCCACCUGCCCGCUGCUCUGUGCUGUGCUCAGCAUGGGAGAAGAGCUUGUUUGUGAAUGGCUUCUGGAUGGAAAUGCAGCGGAUUCAACAGAGGGAUGAGCAGAAAGAGGAGGAUGGAAGGGGUGAAGCCCAGCUCCCUGAGGGGGAAGCUGAAGCCCAGUGGCUGCAGGACACAGGCCUGUCAAGCCUCGUUGGUGGCCCAGGCUUGGAUGGUGAUCACCAAGGGCUCCUGUCUACACUGACACAGACCCAGGUGACUGCUGUGUGCCGCCGGCUGGACGUCUAUGCCCGUUCAGCCCGAAGACGACACAAGGCACCCAUCAGAGAUGUCAGGAACAUCUUUGGGGUCUUCAGUUCAGGGGAAGUGUCUUUAGAGAAUGGGGACUCAGGAAUGAAACGGACCCAGCUCAGUUCCAGGGCUUCUAAGUCUCCUCCAGGAACAGCUGAGCCUGACAGGCCACAGGAGCAGGCUGGGAGGGAGGAAGUCUUCAACAUGGACGCUGCCUACUCAGAACAAGCUGCUUCCCUCCUUCAGAGGGCCAGGCCAUCUCAAGGAGGCACCUGUGCCUGGGGCAAGGGUCCCCUACCGAAGUUCAGAGUCGCCAAAGGCAGACUCGGCAGGCUCGGCGUGACGAGGAUAGGAGACUUGUCCUCGCAGGAUAUGAAGAAGGUCCCUCCUUUGGCCCUCAUAGAGCUGACGGCGCUCUGUGACAUCCUUGGCCUGGACUUGAAGCGGAGCAAGGCGGGGAAGUGGAAAGCCCCAGGUCAGCCCCUGCGCAGGAACCUUGGGGAUGCUG
Castor canadensis (American beaver) is the source of this 976-nucleotide messenger RNA. The record is from RefSeq and is a predicted model, not a curated record. Lineage: Eukaryota; Metazoa; Chordata; Mammalia; Rodentia; Castoridae.